AUGGGAAAGAAAGCUAUAGAUUCUAGAAUCCCGGCUCUAAUUAGAAAUGGGGUUCAAGAAAAGCAAAGAAGCUUUUUCUUUAUUGUUGGUGAUAAGGCAAGAAACCAGCUUCCCAAUUUGCAUUAUUUGAUGAUGAGUGCAGACUUGAAGAUGAACAAAUCAGUGUUAUGGGCCUACAAGAAGAAACUGCUAGGAUUCACAUCUCAUAGAAAAAAGAGAGAAGCAAAAAUAAAGAAGGACAUCAAACGUGGCACAAGAGAAGCUAAUGAUAUGGAUCCUUUUGAAGCUUUCAUUUCCAACCAACAGAUCAGAUAUGUUUACUACAAGGAGACAGAUAAAAUUCUCGGAAACACAUACGGAAUGUGUAUUCUUCAAGAUUUUGAAGGCAUUACACCUAAUUUGCUUGCUAGAACAAUUGAAACUGUGGAAGGCGGAGGUAUCGUGGUAAUAUUGCUUAAAUCUAUGUCUUCUUUGAAGCAGUUAUAUACAAUGACGAUGGAUAUCCAUUCUCGUUACAGAACGGAAGCUCACAAUGAUGUUGUAGCUCGAUUCAAUGAACGAUUUUUACUUUCUUUAGGCUCAUGUGCCAAUUGUCUCGUGGUGGAUGACGAAUUGAAUGUUCUCCCCAUUAGUGGGGCUAAGAAUGUUAAAGCUCUACCUCCAAACGAAGAUGAUGAGUUGACUCCUAAAGCGCAAGAGUUGAAGGAUCUUAAGGAAAGUCUUGCCGAUGUGCAACCCGCUGGGUCUUUGGUUGCUCUCUCCAAAACAGUGAAUCAAGCUCAGGCCAUAUUAACUUUCAUAGAUGCCAUUUCUGAAAAAACUUUAAAAAGCACCGUCACUUUAACAGCUGGAAGAGGAAGAGGAAAGUCUGCUGCUUUGGGUGUUGCCAUUGCAGCUGCGAUUUCCCAUGGUUAUACUAACAUUUUUGUUACUUCUCCUUCUCCAGAGAAUCUGAAAACCUUAUUUGAAUUUAUUUUCAAGGGUUUUGAUGCUCUGGGAUACACAGAACACAUGGACUACGACAUUAUCCAAUCAACAAACCCAUCAUUCAACAAGGCCGUAGUUAGAGUUGAUGUUCAUAGAGAACAUCGUCAAACCAUCCAGUACAUUCAACCUUCUGAUAGUCAUGUAUUAGGCCAAGCUGAGUUAUUGAUCAUUGACGAGGCAGCCGCUAUCCCAUUGCCGUUGGUCAAGAGAUUAUUGGGUCCGUAUCUUGUAUUUAUGGCUUCAACCAUCAACGGUUAUGAAGGUACUGGUAGAUCUUUAUCAUUGAAACUAAUUCAACAAUUAAGAGAACAAUCGUCUGGUGUUGGAAGGGAAAACAGUCAGACCGAGAUUGUCUCUAGGGACAACAAAAAAAUUGACUCAGAUUUCCAUGGUAGAACGUUGCGGGAAGUCACUCUAGAUGAACCGAUUAGAUAUGCACCGGGUGACGCUGUUGAAAAAUGGUUGAACAAACUGCUUUGUCUAGAUGUCACCUUAACCAAAAGUGCCAAAUUUGCGACCAAGGGCACCCCACAUCCUUCGCAGUGUAAUUUGUUCUACGUGAACAGAGAUACAUUAUUCUCCUAUCAUCCAGUUUCUGAAGCCUUUUUGCAAAAGAUGAUGGCUCUUUACGUUGCAUCUCACUAUAAAAAUUCACCUAAUGACUUGCAACUGAUGUCAGAUGCCCCUGCUCAUCAGUUAUAUGUCUUACUGCCACCCAUCGACGAACAUGAUAAUAAGAUACCUGACCCACUCUGUGUCGUUCAACUUGCGUUAGAGGGAGAGAUCAGCAAAGAAAGCGUGAAGAACAGCCUUAAUCGUGGUGUAAGAGCUGGCGGAGACCUUAUCCCUUGGUUAGUUUCUCAGCAGUUUCAAGACGAAGAGUUUGCUUCCUUGAGUGGUGCUAGAGUGGUGCGUAUUGCCACUAACCCUGAGUACACUUCAAUGGGAUAUGGAACUCGUGCAUUAGAGCUUCUCAAAGAUUAUUUUGAAGGAAAGUUUGCUGAUAUUAGUGAGAGUUCUUCUUUUGACGACGAAAGUAAGUAUUCUAUAAAGAGAAUUGGUGAUCAUGAAUUAGAGACAGCUUCAUUGAAAGAUGAAAUCAAAUCAAGAGAUGCAAAAAGUUUACCCCCAUUGCUGCUAAAAUUGUCAGAGAAGCCUCCUUAUUUCCUGCACUAUUUGGGGGUUUCCUAUGGAUUAACAAACUCUCUACACAAAUUUUGGAAGAAUGCUGGCUUUAAGCCCGUUUACCUUAGACAGACAGCAAACGAUUUGACCGGCGAGCAUACUUGUGUCAUGUUGAAGACUCUGGAAAACAGAGAAUCCAAAUGGCUGGACGAAUUCACAGCAGACUUUCAUAAAAGAUUUAUCAACUUGCUGUCUUAUAAUUUCAGCAAGUUUACUGCUGUGGAGGCGUUGAAUAUAAUAGAAAGCACCAAAUCUAACUACAGAAAGCAAAUACUCGGCAACUCUGAGCUAAAUCAGUAUCUAACACCAUUUGAUUUGAAAAGACUGGAAUCUUACGCCAACAACUUAGUAGAUUAUCAUGUGAUUGUGGAUUUGUUGCCGUAUAUUUCGCAGUUAUUCUUCCAGCACAAGAUUGAGGGUGUCAAGCUGUCAUCAGUGCAAAGUGCAAUCCUUUUAGCUAUUGGAUUGCAGCACAAAGACAUUGAUGAAAUUUCUAGAGAACUGAACUUGCCAUCCAAUCAGUCUUUAGCCAUGUUUGCAAAGAUUGUACGUAAAGUGUCGACAUACUUCAGGGAACUGCUGGCAAAGACGAUAGAGGACCAAAUGCCAGAGUUCGAGGAUGAAGCUGUGGGUGAUAUGAAUGGAGAAAAUGAAUACGGCAAAGGAGUUGAGGCCAUUGAGAGAGAGUUAGAGAUCGAUUUGGACGACGCAGGCGACGAGGCAAUGAAGGAGCUUAGAGAAAAACAGAAGGAAUUGAUCAACUCAUUGGAAUUGAAUAAGUAUGCCAUUGACAGUGGUGUUCAUUGGACUUCCGAUAAGAAGGCUAUCGAAAAAGCAGUUGAAGGACGCGGUGUUGUAAGCUUGCAAAACGACAACAAGAAAAGAAAGAAGGAAAACGCAAAUCAAAUUUUUGAAGAGGAAAUGAGCCAGCUAACAAAAGGGUCUUCCAAGGGUGCCUCAAAACCUCCUUCGAAAGGCUUUAAUAAGAAAAGGAAGAGCAACUUUAAGAAGUAG
Molecule: messenger RNA, 3186 nt
Organism: Komagataella phaffii GS115
Lineage: Eukaryota; Fungi; Ascomycota; Pichiomycetes; Pichiales; Pichiaceae
Product: Essential protein of unknown function
Exons: 1
Coding region: 1-3186 (1061 amino acids)
Biological process (GO): rRNA acetylation involved in maturation of SSU-rRNA
Cellular component (GO): 90S preribosome; nucleolus
Molecular function (GO): 18S rRNA cytidine N-acetyltransferase activity; ATP binding; tRNA binding
Source: RefSeq, a predicted model, not a curated record